This is a messenger RNA of Scylla paramamosain (green mud crab), 3835 nucleotides long. RefSeq names its product protein FAM177A1-like. The transcript is spliced from 6 exons. The coding region runs from base 112 to 735 and encodes 207 amino acids. Lineage: Eukaryota; Metazoa; Arthropoda; Malacostraca; Decapoda; Portunidae. The record is from RefSeq and is a predicted model, not a curated record.
AUCUGGCAGCACUGGCGCUGGCAACAAGGUAAACAAAGCCAGCUGACCCUCAUCGUCUCAAGGCCGCUCACUGACAGCUCGACACAGUCACACUGCUACACACACUGCACCAUGGCCGUGGCUCCGGGAGACUUUAAAAUGGCAGACCUUUGUGUUCCCUCAGAAGCCAAAGAACAGGAGACCCCGACACAGGCUGAAGAUGGACGUUGCAGGAGCCAGAAGAAACCACGACGUAUCCUCCACUUCUCUGAUGGCAUCAUGGAAGAAUACAGCACGGAUGAGGAGGAGGAGGAGGAGGAAAAGAAGAGGCUGAAUCCCAAUCAGAUGCGUGUAGUGGAUCCAAAGACCAUGAAAUGGGGGCCAUGGCUCUACUACUGGAUGGCGUACAGUGGAAGUUCAGCUCUGUCUUUCUGUGACUAUGUUGGGGAGAGUUUGGCAAAUACUCUCGGCAUAACUUCACCCAAGUACCAGUACGAGUUAGAUGAAUACAAUGCAACACUUGAAGAGGAGAAAGCUGAAAAGGAGCGGGAGAAAGCAGAGAUGGCCGGCUGGACCACCACAGCUGCAGCAGAGCCAGGCGACGGCAUCAGGCAUAAAAUAGUGGACACGUCAGUGUUACAGGAACCAACACUGCCUCAGCCUCUGGACCAGUAUAGCAUGAGCCAAGCUGGUUGGAGGAGAGCGUCAGAAACAUCAAUCUACACAAAUUAUACAGUACUCUCCCGAGCUUUGUGAUCCUUGAGUUUCAGGGUGAGUUGUGAAUCCGAGGUUCCUUCUCCGGACACUACAUCGUCUUCAGCCCCGAGUGAAGAUGGCAACUCAAGAAACUGGGACAGGUUCUGAAGGGUAAUGGAAGUAACAGUCAUACAAUUGGUAUAUACAUAUGUCUGCCACUCAGUACACUAGCGAUGAUUGUAACUUGUGAUGUCAUAAGUUAUCCCACUGGAUACAGCACUGGCAGUGUCACAUUUUCUUCUAAGGAUGUGGAAAGAAAGUAUGAAAAGAAUGUUGUCAAUGUUAAAUUAUUCAUCACCUUUAUUUACUUGAGAACCUGACCUGUGUAUGCCAUGUUUUUGAAAAAGUAAAUAACAGUGGAUAACCAACAUGAUUUGAUGCAGAUGAAGUUAAGAUGACAAAGGUUUAGUCUUUCACUUAUUCUUAUACAUAUCAGUUUGAAUCACAUGGUAUAAUGUGACCUCACCAAAGUUGUGUGAGAAAGAGAGAAUCCUCAAAAGGGUUGAAUGCUUCCUUAGUAGUGAGAUUCAGGACAAGAAGGGAAAAAACUAAAGAGAACUAAAGAUGUAAAGUAAUUGACAAGGCUGGCAGUAAUCUUUGAUGACAGAUGCAUGGAGGUGAAAAUGAUAUCAACUUAUAUCAAGUCCAAUCAGCCACACCAUUUUCAAUAAUGGUUGAUGGACUGUGAUGCUUUGGAUUCAAAAUUAAGUCAGAGUUUCUUGAUACUCAUUUCUUUAAUUUGGAGAACAUGUAAUAAAGUUUAGUGUAGGAUAUGGUCAGUGGAGAUGAAAUGUUUAUAUAUUUAAGGGAAAACGAGUUGUGGCACCACAACAAGAAAUUCACAUUGUGGCAGAUGAAUUCUAACACUACUCUGACCAAAGGACUGCUGUAUGCUCGGAUUCAACUCAAAAUUUUUUGGAAGUAAUCUGAACACUAUACUAUGGAACAGCUAUUCCCCUAGUAAUCUGAGAACUUUUUAUGUGAACAAAUGAAAUUUGAAAAUGUAGGAGUGGUAUGUCUAAUAAGGGUAGUAUAAUGAAAGAUGAACUGGUGGAAACUAUAAAAUUAGACCCCUGGAGAUAAUCAUCUGCAGGAAAUGAUUAAGAUUGAGAAAAACUUGUGGAUGUAAGAUGCCAACCACUAAGAGAGAGAGAGAGAGAGAGAGAGAGAGAGAGAGAGAGAGAGAGAGAGAGAGAGAGAGAGAGAGAGAGAGAGAGAGAGAGAGAUGUGUGUGAUGUAUGACAAGAUAAGAUUUAUAUUAUGACAUCAGACUUUUCUGCCAAGGCCAUUCCCUUGAAGCUGUCACACUAUGAAAAGAAUCACACAAUAGAAUCCUAAUAGUGUUUCAUAAUUUGUAUUGUGAGGACUUGUUUCCUACAUAACUUAGUGGUUAGGUUUGUGUUUGUUAGCAAGUUAGCUAUUCAGUUUGUUCUGUAAUCAAAAAUAGCUAAUCUAAAGGUUUUAAAACAGAUACAUUGUUGAUAGUGAUUGAAAUAUAUAUUGUGUCUAUAGUGGAAAAUCAAGUGAAAUAUAUUUUAUAUGAAAAUAGUAUUUAUAGUCUAAAAUAGAUAAGGAAAAUAUAUUACUAUGAAUUGACUUAUGAUUAUUACUAUGAUUCAUAUCUAUAUCCUUUGUUGUGAUUAGCAUAUCUAGUCAGUAACAAGUUACUUCUAGAUUCUUGAUUAUGUAACCCUUUGAAUGCUGCAGGUUCUCCACAGCCUCAGUAAAAUGGUUGUGGUGCAAGUCUAGAGCAUAAUCUGGAAAGACAACACUGAUAACAAAAGGAGUAGUCAAGUACUAAUUCAAAUCUUUUGAUGUGAAUAGUUUUAUUUUUGCUUAGUAAAACUGUUUAGCAUUACUCAAAUGAAGCAAGUAACGUCAUGCUGUUGGAAACAGUCAAAGGGUUCAUGACAAUCCCAGACUGUUUGUUCAGUCAAAGGUAAUCUCAUAUGCAGAUCUGGUCCCAUGCUGUAUACAUAAAAACAAUUAAGCUAUCAAGUACAUCUAACCUGAUUGUGUGAGAUCUCUCAUAUGUAAAACUUUAAUGUUGAGGGAAAAGUAUAUUUCUAUGCAUAGAAAAUAACUAAUAUUUUCUCUGGAUUUUCUUAGAAUGUGACUGUACAUAUUGUCUCAUACCUUACUUAUUGAUCUUGUCUCCCUGUCCAGUCCAUGAGAAAGUAAGUCUUAAUUUCCUAUUUAUGACACAACAGUAAGCAGAUCUUAGCGUCAUGUCACCGUCCAGCUUUGUGUGGUCCUUAGUGAGGGGGAAAAUAAUGUAAUCAUCUAUCACAUUCAAAGUGAUGUGUUAUGAGUUUGCUGCAGUGAUCUAAUUCUGUGAUAAUUAUAGAGAAAGUUACUUUUCAGUUUUAUGUCUUAGCUGCCAAACAUAUUGAGCAGCUACAUGUUAAGAAUUUAGUUAUUAUGCAAAUCUUGUAUGUCUAUAUUAUAUGUAAACUCAUCAGUAUGGCAGGAUGAAACACUUUGGGUACACUGCUACUAAUGUAGCUGACAGUGAGCUAUGCUCCAUUUUACAGCAUCAUGGAAACACUAGUAAACUGAUUUGAAGGGGAGACAUUGUUGUUAAGGAUCAAACUCUGGCAGGAUACUCGAAGGUCCAGCACAUCACCAACUGGGCCAAGUUGAUCACCAUGGCCCAGGUGGGUGUGUGGUCUUUCACUCUAAGAGUAUCAUGGAAAACUUUGUCCCCAAGCCUGCCUCUUGUAUACUGAUUUGUUGUUUGUUAUGAAUGCACUCUGUCAUCUGUCCAUUCUCAAUAUAUCAGAUGAGAGAUUAAGUUACUGUAGGUUUUGGUGACUGAACAAAAGAAAAUAACCAGAUUGUAAUAGCUUUAUAUAUGAUUUUCUGCUUUUAAGAAUGUGAUUAUGAUAGUAGUGAGUUGUGAUAUAAUUAUGAAAAUAUAUUAUAUAUGUAGAUCUGUAAUUUUAAUGCACAAAUAUUGAUAUCCUCAUAAAAAAAUGAUAUGCAGUAAUUUUGUGUUCCAGUUCUACAUUAUGCAAAUUUUACAUAGAUACAAAGUUUAUAUAUCAGUGAAUUAUUUUUGUAGCAGAUAAGGAGCACAAAAUAUAUUUGAUAUGCAUUA